AUGCCCUGGUCACCGACCCAGUCUUUUCCACACCCUCUAGCUAUCGUCCAUCACCAAAACUGCAAACCAACUGUUGCAAAUUUUGUUUCCUAUGCUGUCGUAGACAUGAUGGUAUGGGAAGGCUUGGGAGAUUUGAUCAACAAGUUCCGCAAAACCGCCCUCUCAUUGGACCCUCUAGAUACGAUCACGGCACCGAGUUUGAUCAAUCGACUGCAAAUCCCGUCAUUACUCGGAAAGCCUCCAGAUUGGCCAGAGAAAAUUGAUAUCUGUGGCUUCAGCUUUCUUCCUUCCGAAUCAGACUAUACACCUCCAGCAGAAAUCGAGGCCUUUCUCAGAGCAGGACCAGAACCAAUAUAUGUUGGGUUUGGAUCUAUCGUGGUGGAUGACCAAAUCAAAUUGACCAAGAUCGUAUUUGAGGCGAUCAAAAAAACCGGACAACGAGCCCUGGUCUCAAAAGGCUGGGGAAACCUUGGAAUCGACGAUGUGGAUGUGCCUGACAAUAUUCUCGUUAUCGGUAGUUGUCCCCACGAUUGGCUCUUUCGACAGGUGAGCGUCGUGAUACAUCAUGGUGGAGCAGGCACGACAGCCGCGGGACUCGCCCUUGGCAAGCCGACCAUCAUAAUUCCCUUCUUUGGAGACCAGCAGUUUUGGGGGAGUAUUGUUGCAAGAGCCGGUGCUGGCCCAAGGCCGAUUCCUCAUAAGCAGCUUACAGUGGAUAAGUUGAGUGAAGCGAUUGAGAUGGCUUUAAAACCUUCCACACAAAAGAAAGCACAGAUGAUUGGAAACAAGAUGAAAAAUGAAUCUGGAGUUCGCGACGCGGCACGCAGUUUUCAUAAACACCUCGAUCUACAGUCUUUGAGAUGCGCCAUAUGCCCAUCCCGACCCGCAGUUUGGCAAUUGAAGCACACGGGAAUCAAGCUAAGUGCCUUCGCCGGAGCAGUUUUAGUAGAGAUGGGAAGGGUCAAACCUGAAGAGGCUGUUUUACACCGUCCAAUGGAAUAUGAUACAUAUCGUGACCCAGCUGGACCGAUAAGUGCAGGAGCUCAAGUCCUUUUUGGCGCCAUCGCCAACUUUUUGAUCGGGUUGGCGGAUGUACCAACGGAAAUCGUGACAGAUAUCGUGUCUACUGGUCGCGCAUUAGGACAUCCGCAUGAUCACUUUGACCCUCGUUCCAAUUGUCGUCUUGGAAGAUCGUCUCCUAGGGAAGAAUCAGAAAGUGAUGAAGAGCAGAAUGAAAGAGAAAUCGAAGACAGAAUGGAGGGCAAUCAGGCAAAUACACUUUAUGAAGACGAACAAGAAGAAGCAGCAAACGGUGACCUGUUUGAUUCGACCCUGGAACGAAAAGACAGUCUGCGGCUUGAAAAACAACAAACGAUGAGUAGUGAAAUGGAAAAAUCCAAGCCACACAACGUUUUUUCUGAGGUGGCGAUUCAUGGAAGCGUUAUGUCAAUGAAAUUUUUGAAUUUAGUCAUUUGGCUUCCAACAGAUUUGUCACUCAGUUUGGCGAAGGGGUUUCACAAUGCUCCCAAGCUAUACCAUGAUCCGAUGGUUAAGCGCAUCCCAACCAUCACGGGCGUCCACAGUGGAUUUAGAGCCGCAGGAAGUGAAUUCAAAGAUGGAUUUUACUAUGGUAUAACCGGGCUAGUCACUCAACCUCGGUUCGGAUACAAGCACAGUGGCACUAAGGGUCUGUUCAAGGGUGUCGGAAAAGGCGUAGGUGGAGUCGUGUUCAAGCUACCAGCCGGACUUUGGGGGCUUGCAGGCUAUCCUUUGGCCGGGCUGCGCAGGCGGCUUCUUGAAUCCAUCGGCAGAUCCCAACAAUGUCAAAUUAUCAAGUCUAGAAUUACCCAAGGGCACGAAGAAAUGAGAGCCUCCUCUGCUGAGGAGAGAGCGGAAGUGGCCAGGAGAUGGAUUGCCGUUGAGGAAGAGUUGGAGAAUGCAAGGAGACGGCAAAACCAUUUGCAUUUUCACCAUAACGGCCACGAACAAUGA
This is a messenger RNA of Penicillium lagena, 1992 nucleotides long. Its product is annotated as glycosyltransferase. Lineage: Eukaryota; Fungi; Ascomycota; Eurotiomycetes; Eurotiales; Aspergillaceae. The transcript has 5 exons. Bases 1 to 1992 code for a protein of 663 amino acids. Gene Ontology annotation, molecular function: UDP-glycosyltransferase activity. The record is from RefSeq and is a predicted model, not a curated record.